This is a messenger RNA of Penicillium brevicompactum, 180 nucleotides long. RefSeq lists its product as uncharacterized. Bases 1 to 180 code for a protein of 59 amino acids. NCBI's taxonomy places the organism in Eukaryota, Fungi, Ascomycota, Eurotiomycetes, Eurotiales, Aspergillaceae. The transcript has a single exon. The record is from RefSeq and is a predicted model, not a curated record.
AUGUGCACCGUGAAUGUUACCAUCAAGAUCUACCAGUGCGGCGAUAGGAUCAAGGAAGAUGUCAACUUCCAGCCUUGUUCCAAGAUCGGCACCUCCGCUUGCCCAGGUCGCAAGGAAAACUCGCUGGGCUCAACCCGUGUGAAAGGAAAAUGCGGAACCCACGGUUGCAGAAACCCAUAA